CGCGUGCGCACGCGGCAAAUACAACGCCGAAUCGCCUCCUAUACGAUCCGACAAAGUCGCGCGAUUUUUUUACCAUCAUUAUUAUUAUUAUCGUUUUUUUUUUUUUUAUCGAUAGCGAUCGACCGCGUUCAAUAUUAUCACGUUAUAUUUUAUUCCGGUACGCCGCACCAUAUAUUUUCGCGAUAUCAGCGAGGGGUGUUUUUCGUUCGCGCGAUACCGUUUCGUUUCGAAUACCGUUCGGCGGCCGCGACUCCCGGAGCCGCAAUAACGGACGAACCGCCGCGUAUGAGUUGCACGGUCUCCCGUGGUAAAUAACAAUAACGUCCGCAAGCUGCUAUUAUUACCAAUCAUUUACAAUAAAUAUCAUUGGCGCGGGCGACGGCGAACCAUUAUAAUAUUAUACACACACUAAACCGGUUGUUGACCUCUGGCGAGGGCGCGCGGCCGAGCGCGAGAGCGGCGGCGGCGGUAGCGGUGGCGGCGGCGGUAGCACCGUCGACGGCAGACGCGCCGCCGACCGGGUCACAUCUCCUCGGACCGCCUCCGCCGCCUCCGCCGCUGCCACCGCCGCAGAUGUCGUUGGACUCCGUCGCCACCGCCGGGACAGCCACCGACGACGUCCGCCACUACCGGCACCACCACCGUCACCAUCAUCACCAUCACCUGCACCACCACGGCAAACGUCACAAGCGGCCGCCACCGCCGCCGUCGUUGCGAAGACCGCCGCCCGAGACUUUGGACUCGGCGGCGGUGGCCACGCGCGACACACCGGACGCCGUCGCCGCAUACCAUCAUCCGGUCAAGUACACUGGAUCCGUAGCGGUCAACUGUCACGAUCAGAUGGCACGAGUCGAAUUCGUCAGAAACCUAAUGGCCAAACACAGAAAGGUGCAGAUUGAAAAAGAAGUCUCGCUAUUAAUUACUGUGUCCGGUAUCAAAGUAUGCAGUCCAGAUGGCAAGGAAGUGUUAAUGGCUCACGGACUCAGGAGAGUUUCGUACGCUACGUGUGAUCCUGGAUGUAAACAGUUUUGUUUCCUGGCAAGACAACCUGGUGGUCAUAUCAACAAACAGUACUGUCAUUUGUUCGUUACAAAGACGGCCGAACAGGCUGAGGGAUUAAAUUCUAUUGUGGGAAAUGCGUUUAGAAUGGCGUAUGCUGCCCAACUGGAGCUGGAAAGACGAUCGGUGACGAACUCGCCAAAAACUAAUUUGAAUAAUACAUCUUGGAUGAAAUUAAACGAUAAAUUAAAUGUACAACGAAUCCAAAGUGGCUCUCCUUUGUCGAAGAAGCUCAUUGAAACUCCUAAACCAACUCCACCUACCACCCUACCAGGUGUACGUCCAUUUGACCAUAGCAAAGGCUUAGAUCUCACGCCAGGACAAUUUUCUACACCAACUAGUAGUGACGACAGUCCUGAUUUAAAUACAUACAAGCGUAUGUUGGAAAAACCCCCAUUAAUAAAACGUUUAGCCAUGGGUCUAUCCGUACACAACAACUGUUCUAACGAAGACUGGUAUCCACUAGUUUGUAGCUCAUCUGUAUCAAGCUCGCCGUCUACUAAUAGUGACGAUUGCAGUACACCUGAAUCUUCUCAGGAAAAAUUAAAAGAUAAUAGAUUAACUCAAUGCAGUGCACGAUCACCGGACUCACCUUCAAAUAUCAAACUUAAAAAUAAUUUGAUUUCAAACGUUAUGGACAAAACUCCAACUCCUCCACCUUUGCCAGAACGAUCAGAUAGUCUUCUAGACAAACCAGAAGAAUGUGAAUUAAAAAAAGCCCCUUGGUUUCAAGCGGGAAUUCCAAGAGAAAUAACAUUAGAAGUUUUGGGACAAGAACCAGUAGGAGCUUUUAUGGUUCGUGAAAGUACCACUAAACCAGGAUGUUUUGCACUGUCGUUAAGAGUACCUCAAGAAUUUCAUCCUCUAGGAAUCGCGCAUUAUCUAAUACUCAGAACGAACAAAGGGUUUAAAAUUAAGGGUUUUACGAAAGAAUUCACAACGCUAACCGCGUUAAUAACACACCAUUCAGUAAUGCCAGAACUACUACCUUGUCCAUUGUCAUUGAGCCGGUACAAUCCAACAUUUGUAAAAUCUGAUUCCAAUCAGGAUUUUGCAGAUAUUGAUGCGGAUCCAGAUUACAAUACGCUUGCAGACUUUAGAAAAAUGAUGGCUGAUUUAAAUGUAUAAACUUUUAAAAAUCCAAUAAGCCAAAGCAAUAUUAUGUUAAUUUAAAAAGAUUUUUAUUCUUAAAUUUAAAUAUAAUUUUUAAUAGUAAUAAUAAUAUGAGUUUUAAGUAAAAACAAGUUAAAAUUAAAUACAAUACAUAUGAUAUACAAACUAUCAAUUAUAUAUUACAUAACUAUCGCCUAUGAAUAAUAAUAACUUUAGUUAUUUUAGUCACAUUUGACAAAUGAAUACCUAUGUUUUAAUUUGUACUCAUUAUUACAAUAUUCUUUUUUAAUCAUUUUACAACUCGUAAACAUAAAGUGUAAUUUGUUUGAAUUUGGACUAAAAAUUCAAUCAAUUUCAAAUGUGUGUUAUUUAAAUGUAAAAAUCAUUUUAACCCAGUUAAUUUUAUAAAAUAUUUUAUAAUAUUUGUAACCAUGUAUAAAUUAUUGUAAUAUCAUUUUACCAAUUUAUCAUUUUUUUGAAAAUUAUCAAAACAUAAUUUGUUAACUACAAAAAAAUAAUGUCAAAUUAUGGACAAAUUGAAAUGUGUAAUUUUUGUAAAGAAAAAAAUAUUAUUUUCAUUCCUAGUCUCGUGUGAUAGAUAUAAAAAUAAAUGUAUAUAUUAUAAUAAAUAUUUAUUCACAAACUAA
Molecule: messenger RNA, 2819 nt
Organism: Metopolophium dirhodum (rose-grain aphid)
Lineage: Eukaryota; Metazoa; Arthropoda; Insecta; Hemiptera; Aphididae
Product: EGFR adapter protein-like
Exons: 9
Coding region: 574-2187 (537 amino acids)
Source: RefSeq, a predicted model, not a curated record